Molecule: messenger RNA, 1644 nt
Organism: Elephantulus edwardii (Cape elephant shrew)
Lineage: Eukaryota; Metazoa; Chordata; Mammalia; Macroscelidea; Macroscelididae
Gene: ZNF280B
Product: zinc finger protein 280B
Exons: 1
Coding region: 1-1644 (547 amino acids)
Biological process (GO): regulation of DNA-templated transcription
Molecular function (GO): DNA-binding transcription factor activity, RNA polymerase II-specific; RNA polymerase II cis-regulatory region sequence-specific DNA binding
Source: RefSeq, a predicted model, not a curated record
AUGGAAUCCGUGUGUGUGGAUGAACCGGAGGAGCCAGAGCCAAGGAAGAGCAUGAAUGGAGCCCACCAGGCGAUGGAUGGUGACGAUGAUGAGCUCAUCCUGCUUGGCGUGGAACAUGUGCAUGAAGAUGCCGAGCUCAUCUUUGUGGGUGCCACAUCAGGUUCAAAACCAAUCGUGUCUACCAUUCUGAACAGAGUCACCCCAGGGUCACAUUUAAGGAGGAGGAAGUAUAUUCGGUGUAGGCCAGAGCGGGCUCGUAGUAUCUCACAGCCUGGAAGUCUUAUGACUGCUCUGUCAGAAGUGGUGGCACCAGCUUCUCCACCUCAGUCGAGAUCCACUGAUAGUCCUAUUAUUAUUGAAUCUUUGCCUAACUCUGAUUGUGGAAGUAACUCCCCACAAGCCUCACCCAGCUCCCCUCCAGUUAAAUUCCUGUGUUCUCUGCCACCCCCAGGAGGAGCAGCUUUUUCUCUGGAUUUGAGUGAAAGGCCUUGUGUAGAUAAGCUACUUUCCACAUCUGAAGUCAACCGUGUGAAUCUCAAGAGACCUCAACUCAGUGAUGGGAUCUUAGGGGACCCUCCUUCACCACUGUCCCCUUCAGAUAUCCCCACUACCCAGGCUGCCUGGCUAAACACACCCUCACAAGCUGUUAAUACCUCAGUAAACCAUGUUCAGGAGAGAACACCUUUCCUCACAGCUUUUCCAAAGGAUAAUGCCAACCUCAAGCCUAUAAAUUCAUACAGGGAAACUGGGAAACUGGUAAAAAUGGACCUUUCAAGACAGACAAGUCAGAAGGAGACCUUCAAGGCUGAGGAUAGACCCCUGAUGGUGCUGGUUCAUGAUUUCUACUAUGGACAGCAAGAGGGCAACAGGCAGCCAGAACAGAAGACCUAUACAACCUUUAAGUGCCUCAGCUGCCUGAAAGUUCUGAAGAACAUCAAGUUUAUGAACCACAUGAAGCAUCAUUUGGAAUAUGAGAGGCAGAGGGGUGACAGCUGGGAAAGUCACACCACCUGCCAGUACUGCUACAGGCGGUUCCCCACACCCUUUGAGCUGCAGUGCCAUGUGGACAGUGUGCACAGCUCCCAGGAGCCCUCCUUUGUGUGUAAGAUCUGUGAGCUGUCGUUUGUCACAGAUCAGGCUCUCCUCCAGCACAUGAAGGACACACAUAAGCCUGGGGAGAUGCCCUAUGUGUGCCAGGUGUGCGGUUACAGGUCGUCAUUCUGUGCCAGUGUGGAAGCCCAUUUCAGAGCUUGCCACGAGAACACCAAGAGCUUGCUCUGCCCUUUCUGCCUCAAAGUUUUCAAGGUUGCUAAGCCAUAUAUGUGCCAUUACUGGGGACACAGGGAAAAGAGUGUUCACCAGUGCUCCAAGUGCCGGCUGCAGUUUUUAACUUUCAAGAAGAAAAUUGAGCAUAAGACGCAGUGUCACCAAAUGUUUAAGAGGCCCAAGCAGUUGGAAGGGUUGCCGCCUGACACGAAAGUUGUGAUUCAGGUGUCAUCAGCACCCCAGCAGGGAUCAGGAAAUGUUGCGUCCAUUGUUGUGAACUCAUCUGACAUGGAGCUGGAAGAACUGCCCCCUAAACUCGGUACUUCUAGUUCCUCUAAAUUGAAAGUGUGCAAGCCCAAGUCCAAAGCACCCAUAUAG